Messenger RNA from Naumovozyma dairenensis CBS 421, 1335 nucleotides. RefSeq names its product cyclin-dependent protein serine/threonine kinase regulator SSN8 (gene SSN8). The record is from RefSeq and is a predicted model, not a curated record. NCBI's taxonomy places the organism in Eukaryota, Fungi, Ascomycota, Saccharomycetes, Saccharomycetales, Saccharomycetaceae. Bases 1 to 1335 code for a protein of 444 amino acids. Gene Ontology annotation, molecular function: cyclin-dependent protein serine/threonine kinase regulator activity. Gene Ontology annotation, cellular component: nucleus; mediator complex. Gene Ontology annotation, biological process: positive regulation of transcription by RNA polymerase II. The transcript has a single exon.
AUGUUAUAUAGUUUUAUCAUUAAAAAUAAUCACGGUUUUGAAAAAUAUCAUUCAUUCAUUUCGAGACGACUUAUUUUCCCUUUCAUAUUAUCCUUUUUUCAAUAUUUUUUGUCAAUCAUUAAAGAAUUUGGAAAUUAUUCUUGCAAGGGAACAAAUCGAGAAAAUAAUCAUCUUCAAUUAAAACAAUUAUCAUACAAGGCUAUAUUAUUGACUUUUGAAGCAAUACCUUAUCGAUUCGAAGUUAUUAUUUACUCUACAUCCAACAAUAAAAUGUCAGGUACUUACUGGACAUCCACUCAAAGACAUAGCUGGCAAUACACCAAGAGUUCAUUAGCCAAAGAAAGACAAAAACUAUGGAUCUUAGAAUGCCAAUUAUUUCCUCAGGGUUUAAAUAUUACUAUGGAUACUAGACAAAAUCAAUCAAAUGAUCAACAGCAACAAAAUACCAACGGUAACGGUAAUGGAAAAACCAAUCACAAUAAUACUAGUACCGUGAUAACAUCUACUACCAAAAAUAUACCGAUAACCCACAGAGAUUUACAUUAUGAUAAGGAUUAUAAUCUUCGAAUAUACUGUUAUUUUUUAAUAAUGAAACUAGGAAGAAGAUUGAAUAUCAGACAAUGUGCAUUGGCUACAGCUCACGUUUAUCUUUCAAGAUUCCUAUUAAAAGUUUCAGUAAGAGAAGUAAAUUUAUACCUACUGGCUACUACGACGGUAUAUCUAGCAUGUAAAGUAGAAGAAUGCCCUCAAUAUAUUAGAACUUUAGUCAGUGAAGCUAGAUCAUUAUGGCCUGAAUUUGUUCCUCCUGAUCCAACAAAAGUAACAGAGUUUGAAUUUUAUUUAUUGGAAGAAUUGGAAAGCUAUUUAGUUGUUCAUCAUCCAUAUCGUUCAUUGGAACAAAUUGUUAAUGUAUUGAAACAAGAACCGUAUCAAUUAAAUAUUAACGCGGAGGAGUUACAAAAUUGUUGGUCAUUGAUUAACGAUAGUUAUAUCACAGAUGCAAAUUUGAUAUAUCCACCUCAUAUCAUUGCUAUAGCGUCAUUAUUUAUAACUAUAUCGAUGAAGAAAAAUGAACAUAGUCGUAGCAGUAGUAGAAAUAACAUAACGACGAAUGACGAGAAUCAGAAUGAUAAAGUAUCUUCAUCUUCUCAUUCACAUCGACAGGAAAUUUUGAAUCUGUUUAUAGCGGAAUCAUUAAUUGAUCUAGAAGAAGUAAUGGAUACAAUUCAAACACAAAUCACAUUAUAUGACCACUGGGAUAAAUAUCAUGAACCAUGGGUAAAAUUCCUAUUGCAUACAUUAUAUCUAAGGCCCUCACCAGUUUCAGCUUCAUGA